AGUCGUACUACUGUUGAGUGGCCUCAAAGCACGAUGGCGAUGAACGGCAACAACUUACGUGUUGACAAUCGAGAAUGCUAUAACUAUGGACAGGCUGGGCAUAUCUCCCGUUAUUGUCCUCUUCCUGAUAGGCGCCUCCAUCCUCCUACUAGCUCUGCUUUAGUUCCGGCACAGCCAUUGGUGACUAUGCCGGCUGACAAUUCUGCCGUUGGCAUGGUGGCUCCUGUAGGUGAGUCGUACUCUGGUCAGUAUGUUAAUCAGUAUUCAGACAAAGGAUGGUUACGUAAGAGGGUGGCGACCCUCGAGGAUAUUGUCGGUAAAAUCAAGGAAAAACAUGAUGCGGAUGAAGCUAAGGAACGUGCGGCGAAAGAAGAAGAGGAGUGGAAGAAGAAAGAGAAGGAUGAAGAAGAACAAGGAUGCAGCCGCACCUCUGUUGCUAAACCUAUAGCCGAUGAUGAUGUGGUUCUUUGGUUGAAGCGGGAACAAGGUGAACUGAGAGCGGCGACAGAUCGUCGGUUCGCUCUGACUAAAGUCAAGGAAGAUGCAGAGACUAAUGCUGAACUAUGGAAGGCAGAAGCUCUCCGCCCUGGUAACAAAAGAGGGAGCAUCGCGGUUGCAUCCACUCCCAUUUCACAUGCUAGAGUACGGCAGCGCAAUACGCCAUCAGGACGUCCAACUGAGCCGCGCAUCAAUCAGCAACUCAAGGAGAUCGUGGAACGACAUAAUAUGGAAGUUAAUCUGUUGAAAGAGAUGCGGCUCAAGGAUGUCAAUGAUAGGAUCGAUGUUGAGAAGGAAGUUGAAAGACUUAAGGAUGCUAUGGCUAAGUUAGUAAUGGAGAGGGAACGUGAGACGAAUUUGAAGAGUCGUUUGGAUGAAGUUGCGGGACCCUCUGCUUGUAAAGCGGUCUGCCCUUCGGUGAAGAAGAAGGGUGUUGAUACCCCCGAGGAAUAGGUCAAUGAACGAGAAGCCUUCGU
This is a messenger RNA of Chara braunii, 974 nucleotides long. Lineage: Eukaryota; Viridiplantae; Streptophyta; Charophyceae; Charales; Characeae. The record is from the annotation of a GenBank genome assembly.